ACCUGAGAUCAAUUUUCAUUUCCUCACAAGAAGACCUCGACAAGUUCAGAAUGGCCCUCAGCAGUGACUACGACUACGACCUCAGAUGGAUCCACAAUGAGAGUGGACUCAACGCACAUCCUGAAGGAGAUGUGGAGUUUCAGGUCUACGCCGCUGCGUGUUAUUCCCUCAUCUUCUGCAUCAGUUUGCCUGGAAACAGCUUCCUGCUCUGGGUCCUUCUGAAGGAACGAGCCUGGAGGACCACACGCGACAUCUUCCUCCUGCAGCUCGCAGUUUCCAACCUCUGCUCCACCGCGACGCUGCCCUUUAUGGCCAGCAAUGAUCUCCACAGCUGGGGGUUUGAGGGGUGGGCCUGUGGAGCUCUGAGAGCGUUGCAUAGACUAGGAUGGACCAGUUAUCCAAUAAUAGUCACUGCCAUGGUUUUGCAUUCUUACAUUACCGUGGUUCACGCUUCACGUGUGUCUGCGCAGGCCUUCAGUAAACGCCGUGUCCUCGUGGGCAGCAUUGUGAUGUGGCUGGCAUGUGCUGCUGUAGCUGUAGGUUUUGCUACCAUGUGUUUCUCUAGUCCUUCAGUCUUUAUGUUGUACUUUGACACCUACUUCCAUGUAAUCCUUUUGUUCCUCCUUCCUUUAGCUAUCGUCACAUUCUGCUACGUCCACUUGUGGAUAACUAUCAGACAGGGCAGGAUAAACAGACAGGACCAGCCCUCCAAGCUGAUUCUAGGGAUAACUGUUGGUUAUUUCCUUUGUGUGGCUCCUCACACUAUCAUAGCAUUUAUAGCUGUUGUGCUCCCUACGGCCACGCAUAUACUCUUGGAUCAGAAGGCAUUGCUCUAUGCGCUGUUAAUCACCUACCCACUGAUUCACUUCUAUUGCCUCCUGUAUCCUCUGGUCUACAUACCUGGAGCCCAGAGGUUUAGGAGGCAUCUCCCCCAACGCUGUCACAGAAGCGGAGAUGACGAGCCAGUGGCAGUCGUCAAUCUGCUAGAAACAACUGAGUGACAACCAAGUUUUUCGUUUCUCUUCCUUUAAGAUGCUUAUUGUUAACGCUGAUUUCUAAUGUUAACCAUGCUUUAUGAUUAGAAGUACCUCCAGACAGAUACCAGUGGGGAAUGUUUCCUAAUCCCCGUCAGUGUUUUUAUCAUCUGGCAGUUUGCAAUCUUAAAUCAUUUAUUAAACAGCGUAUCAUCGAUUUCAGGCAGACACACGCUGGCUGUUCUGUUCGAGCCAGACGCUUUGCUAACCUGGAGAUGUUGCUAGAGUUUAGAGUGGUGGUAGCUCUGUGUGGCCAAAAAAACCCAACAAUCACCCGUUUAUGAUAAAAGACAUAGAAAUAUAGACAGUUAAUCGUGUGUGCAGAAGCAGCCCUUCCUAGUGUUGAAAAAGCACAAUGUCAGAUCAGACAUGUGACCUUUAAAGCUGUUGGGGUGACCGCUGCAGGCAGGCGGCUCGUUAGCGGGACAUGCUAACAGCUUACAUUAGCGCUGACAAUCACAUGGUUUCCUCAUUUCUGAUGCUAAUACUAAUGAAUCAUUCAUGGGAGGGAAGUACUCGAGUAGAUUUGAUCAGAGGAAAUUGACACACAGGAUGCAGCAGAGCUCAUAACUGGUGGUUAUUGCUGUAUUGGUUUACAGGAAAGAGGAAGAAUCAGUGAGAAUAAUUGAAGAAGAGAAACAGCAGCAGAUUGAAAUAUAUGAAACCAAAUGUGGCGUCUUCGUUGUCAUUCUUCUCUACGGAUCCCGUUGUUGUGAUGAUGUGACUGUAUUGAACAAAUCAGCCCACAAGGUGGCAGCAGAAAUGAACGGGAGUCUUUCUGAUGGCAGCUCCUUCAUGUCGUUUUGUUUUCAGACCAAUCAUGAUCAUGUGAUUUAUGGUUGUUUUGUUGAAUCGUGUCAGUCUUGUGCUUCGACGUCACACUAACAACACCUGAUGUUUUACAAUCCGACUGCUUGUAUUGUCAGUCACACUGUCUGUAAAGAAUGUCUGAUCUCCUGCUAUCAGCCAUCUGAGUCUGAAUCAAAUGGCUUGAAAACAGGGAUUUGUAACGUACGAUGAUUCAUCUGGUGUCCGUCCUCUAAUUAAAUGUGGUUAUCGACCUUCCAA
This is a messenger RNA of Stegastes partitus (bicolor damselfish), 2102 nucleotides long. Its product is annotated as chemokine XC receptor 1-like. The record is from RefSeq and is a predicted model, not a curated record. NCBI's taxonomy places the organism in Eukaryota, Metazoa, Chordata, Actinopteri, Pomacentridae. The coding region runs from base 51 to 1001 and encodes 316 amino acids. Gene Ontology annotation, molecular function: C-C chemokine receptor activity; C-C chemokine binding. The transcript has 2 exons. Gene Ontology annotation, biological process: calcium-mediated signaling; positive regulation of cytosolic calcium ion concentration; G protein-coupled receptor signaling pathway. Gene Ontology annotation, cellular component: external side of plasma membrane; membrane.